GGUGGUGCCGCUGUGAAGGCGUCAAGGGGUACCGCCGCGCACCAUGGCCCAGACCAAGACCAGUGUGCGGGGGGCGAGACUCAAGCACAACAACCCAUAAAACCACCCAAGAAGAAGAAGGCCUUUUCCUACCCCUGGUGACCUUAUCCUCCCUCUGGUGACCUUCCUCGCCGUGUUGGUGCCCGCCAUGAAGUGAAGUGAAGGUCAGCGAACUUAAAGGACCCGGAAAAGUUCUUCCGGCCCUGGUCACUCCGGCUCCCAGUGUUUCCGGCCCUGGGGCGAGAUUCAUCAUACCAUUUACCGGACCUCUGUCUGGCCCCAAGACAGUCAUGGCUAACAGGAACAAUGACAAGGACCAGCCGCCCCCCAACCCCUUCCUGCUCUCCUCCAGCUCCACCUUCCCCGUCCCUGCCCCGGCCUCAUCCCUCUUCACCCGCCCACCGGGGGCAGGGGAGGGUGCCGGUUUGGCCCCCCUGCCCUCCACCACCACCACCACCACCGCUGUCGCCACCACCGCUGGGCCAUUUGGUCUGGCCGCCACCACAGAGGUGCCUGCCAUGCCCUUCGCCUCCCGGCUGUACGCUGCGGCGGCCUCCACCUCCAGCAUCUUUGGCAACGCCCCGGUCAGGGCCGCCACCACUCCCGCCACCCUCUUUGGGAAUCCCAAGAGGAGCGUUGGGGCAGCGGCCGGCUCACUGCCAGCUGGGGAGGGUGAGGUGGUGGCUGACUUGGCCUCCCCGCCAGCCCCGGGCCCCUCUAUGGCCAGUGUGUUUGGCGGGGUGGCAGGCAGGCCCGGGGGAGGCUUUGGGGGUGCAGCAGCAAUGACAGCGGCCUCUAAGGUCUUGAGGGGUGGCGAGGCGGCCAGCACAGUGUUUGGCCGCAGGGCAGGGGCCGGGGCAGAGGGCCAGGCCUCCUCCUUUGGCCAGCUUGCUGCCCCGGCCACGUCAGUGCGAGCAGACCUGUUCAAGGAUGCCAGCACGCCUGGCCUGACUCCCUCGGCCAUGCGUGCCUUCCGGGGCCAGCCGGAGUGCAGCGUGCCCUCGACUGCGGCCAAGAAGUCAGUGGCCUUGCUGACAGGCAAAGCGUCCACGUCCUCCGGCUCCCCCAAGGGCAAGGCCAGGGCUGCCAGGGAGCUGUUGGCCAGCCCCGGCAGGGCCAGCAAGGGCCAGGGCAGGAAGGAGGGUGAGGGACCGUCCCCGGAGCACAGCAGGAAGGAGGUGACCAAGAUCCUGGUGACCAACAUCCCCGACAACUGCAUGAACCGGGACUUCCUGCGGAGCCACUUCUCCAAGUUUGGGGAGGUGAAGCGCCUGAUGCCCAACAGCCAGACCCGGCAGGCCACCGUCAUCUACACCACGCACCACGGCGCCUCACGGGCCAAGCACAAGGGCCGCAAGCUGCACCCCAUGCUGCCGGAGGUCAAGAUCUACUACGCCUUCCCGGCCCGGCGCCGCAGCGAGGAGGCUGGCCUUGAAGCAGCGCAGGCCAAGAAGAAGGCCAUUCGCACCCUGCAGCAGGUGCACCAGCCCUCUGACCUGGACCCCUACACGCCCCUGCAGCGCCCAGAUGCAGAGCCAGCCGCCACCGCCACCGCAGCUGCCACACCCAAGAAGGCCGCCAGAGCCCGGGUCAGCAGACCUUCCCAGCCCAAGGCCGGCACCCAGCGGUCCCGGGUGGCUGCGGUGCAGAAACUCCCCGUACCGGCGGCCCCCAAGAAGAAGGUCCGCAGCAAGUCCCCAGCGCGGGAGGCCAGAGAGGCGGCCACCGUGACGGCCGAUGAAGGCAACCUGGCAGCUGUGCUGGAGGUAGCGGCGCAGAACAACAACGACCGCUACAACAUCCUGAAGGCGCGGGACAAGCUGCUGCGGCGGGAGCGUCACCGCACCUCGGACCUGCAGGAGGCCUCCUACCUGGCCGCCACCUGCCCCGACAUGUGCCCUGAGCUAGAGCGCUACAUGAGAGAUGUGCAGAACGACCUCAGCACCACCUUCGAGACAAGCGGCGGCGUGCUGGACCACCGCCUCGUCACCAAAAAGUUCUCCCGCAGCAGCGCCGACAAGGAGCUGCCACUCCCCCAUGAGCUUCGGCCUGGCCCGGUGCUGCUGCGCACGCUGGACUUCCUGGUGUGCAACGUGAUCAGCCGCGUGGAGGAGAAUGGCAUGGAGGUGGACGUGUGGUACAACUACCUCUGGAAUCGCACCCGUGCCGUGCGCAACGACCUGAUGCAGCAGCAGCUCACCGACGCCAUGGCCGUGGCCAUCAUGGAGCGCUGCGUCCGCUUCCACAUCUAUGCCGCUGCCCGGCUCUGUGAGGAGCCGCCGGACCUCUUCGACGCCAAGAUGAACACAGAGCACCUCACCAAGAGCCUACAGACGCUGCGGGAGCUGUACCACGACCUGGGGGAGCAGGGCCAGCGCUUCCCCUCAGAGGCGGAGUUCAGGGCCUACGAGAUGUUGCUCAGCCUCAACGACGGCGAGGCCAUCGUCAACAAGUACUCAAAGUUCACGGAGGAGGUCCAGAAGUCCGGCCCAGUCCAGUUCGCCCUGAGGGUGAUCCAGGCCGUCACCUUCAACAACUACGUCAAGUUCUUCCGGCUGGUGCGCAGCGCGGCCACCUACCUCCAGGGCUGCCUGCUGCACCGCUACUUCCGCCAGGUGCGCUCCCGGGCCCUGGAGACCAUCAUCAGGGCCUACGUGUCCCCCAAGGGCCCCCAGACCAUCCCCCUCCAGACCCUCACCCACAUCCUAGGCUUUGAGAGCCAGACGGAGGCUGCGGCCUACCUGCAGUGCCACGGCAUCAGGACCACCGACGACACCACAGUCCUGGACCGGCACUCCUACGUGCAGCGGCCGGAGGAGGCGCCGCCGCUUGUGCGCCCGCUGCUGCUGGUGGAGAGGAACCGCCUGGCAUCCGUGGAGGAGGUGAUCCAGGGCGGCCCCGUGCCCCCCAACCCCCUGCACACCCACGUGCCCCACGACAGCUUUGACGCCCAGGGCCGCCUCAAGCCCGGGGCCAGGGACGCCACGGACCAGUCCGGCGGCCUGGCUGGUGUACCCCUGGGGCUGGGCCUGGCCCCGGUGGUGCAGCAGUCCGAGGCCAUGCAGAACUACGCCCUGGUGGCCCACAUGAAGGACAUCUACAGUGCGGUGGAGGGCGCGGUGCUGCCGCCAAUGGUGCGAGAGGUGAGCGUAGAGGUGGUGGAGGUGGCACGGCGCGACGCUGCGGCGCACAGUGUAGCCGCCGACCUGCUGGCUGAGGCCGUGUGGCAGGAGGCGGAGGCCGUGGGACGGGAGGCAUACAGCAGGGUGGAGCGCGAGGAGGCAGAGAGGAGGAGGAGGAAGUGGGAGGAGGAGGAGAGGCAGAGGAAGGCCCUGGAGGAGGUGAGGCGUGCUGUGGCCGAGGCGCUCCACAGCGAGUGCCUGGACCAGGCCGUGGCAGCCUGCGUGUGGGGUGUGUGCGAGGAGGCGGUGCAGGAGGCCACGGAGGAGGCGGCUCUGCAGGAGCUGGAGCAGGAGCUGCCGCGGCAGUGCCUGGAGGAGGUGGUGGCGGAGGAGGUGGCGGCCCUGGCCAGGGAGGCCAUGCAGGAGCUGGCGGCAGAGCAGCAGCGGCGGGUGGAGGCCUUCGCCCAGCGGCUGGCCCUCAGGAGCAUGGCCGAGCAUUUCCAGGUGUGGCGGCUGCAGACCCAGAAGGCCCACCGCCGCAAGCAGUCCCAGAUGACCUUCCCGGCGGCCUGCUCCGGCCUGUCCCUGGGCCAGCAGAGCCGCGCCCUGGGUUGGGGCCACGCCCGGGACCCACAGCUCAACAUGUCGGCCCUGCAGGUGGCCCAGCUGGAGGGGGAGGUUGGCCGCGUGCUCAGGAAGCUGACCGUCAAGAACCAGCUGGCGCGGGAGUGUGCCUGGCACCCCCUCGCCCUGCGGCACCAGGUGGCGGCCCUGGUGGCCCGGGAGCCCCCCGGCCGCCACAGCCUGCUGGCCCAGUACUUCAAGGUGCUGGUGUGCCCUAGCGAGGCGGUGCGGCCCGAGGUGAUGUUGUGGCUGCGCUCCAAGCUGGGGGGGCAGGGCGGGGGGCUGGACGCUGGCUGCGGGGCUGGCCAGGAGGCGGGCCAGGACAUCCUGCAGCCCCUCGACAGCUCCUUCAACUUCAUGUCGCGGCGUAGCGGCCUGGAGUACGCCUGGGCCAUGCGUGAGGUGGACGCCGCUGCCCUCAUGCCCGCUGAUCUGCAGGGUGCAGCACUGGUGUUGCUGGUGUCCUCCAGGGGGACUGCAGCGGGGGCCAGCCGGGGGAGGGUGAGGGGCUUGCUGCGGGAGGCGCCGCACGUGUCCCUCUGUGAAAUAAAGUUUGAGGGGGCUGGCGGGGGGGGUGACGAGGGGGGAGAAGGGGAGUGGCCUUUGGUGGAGGAAGACUUGGUGAAGCCCUGCACCUCGGACCGGCUGCAGGCGCUGCUGCUUGGGGCCUGGCAGCGGCAGGGUCGGGGGCUGUGCCUGGCGGCCUCGCGCCUCAACGACCUGGCCACCGACAUGGUGCUGCGGCGCUUCCUUGGGCCGGCACUGCGGCGGCAGGGCCAGUGCCUGGCCGAUGGCAAGGCCCCGCCACCACCAUAUGCCCUGGUGGACCUCUACAACAGUACCCUGGAUGGUCUGCUCCGGGCUGUGGCCGACGAUGAGCUGGCUGCCCUGUCCUGGCCACCGCCAGAGCUGGCCCACCUGGCACAGGUCCCUCCGCCCACCUGGAACAGCGAGGACAUGCAGCGAGCGGCACGGCUUCUGGGCAACAUGCGGCUCCCACAGCCCCGGGUGGCCGGCCCCCCCACCACCUGGGCCGGCCUGGCGCAGGACCUGCACCGCUAUGCCGCGGCCGUCUCCAGCGGCGGUGGGGAGGCGCCCGUCCUAGCCUCCCACAUGGAUGCCAUUCUCGCCGAGGCCUGGGAGAGCCUCGGGCCAUGCCUGUGUCCUGAGGAGGAGGGGGAGAGCGAGGGCCUGGAGCUUGACCCCAUCCUGGCACCCUGGCCCCAGAUCAUCUACGCCUGCGCCUCCUACAAGCUCUCUGGGCUGCCGGAUGCCCAGGUGUACUACCAGCCCCACACCCUCGACAACUUCCUCGCCCCAGAGUCCUGGCUGGCCGCCUGCAGCGCCUCAGGUCCGCCCCUGGUGGUGGCGCUGUGGACGGAGCACGGGGGCACCCACGCCCACACCGGCACCUCCAGGAAGCGCAAGGCCCAGGGGGAGGAGGAGCAGGAAGCGGGGAAGGUGACCCGGGCCAGGACAGUGCACUCCCAGCUGCUGGAGGACAUCGCCACAGAGAGGCGCAAGUGUCAAGAGUUUGAGGAGAGCCUCAAGGGCAUGCUGGAGGUGGAGGAGGAGCUCAAGGUGCUCUUCAACACCAGCUACUGAAGGCUUGGCUAAUGUCUUCCUCCUGGCCAUCCUCCUCCUCCUUAUGCAUUUCCCUUCAUCAUUUUUUGUACACUUAUUUUUAAUUUAACAAUGUCCUACUCAUUUGCUGCAUAUAUUUGUGUUAAAUCUACCCUCUUCUUCCUCCUCCCCCUACCUCUCCUUCUCCUCCUUAAGGCUCCCUCCUCACCAGCCUUACCUUUAGCUUAGUGACAGGUUUUACUUGUAGACGCAUGCCAAGAAUCGUCAAAGUGUCAAGGGAAGGCUUCGCCAAGCCAGACCAUCUUGGCCCAUCACAUGUGGAGUUGUGGAAUAAAUCUGACCUUUAAA
Molecule: messenger RNA, 5717 nt
Organism: Eriocheir sinensis (Chinese mitten crab)
Lineage: Eukaryota; Metazoa; Arthropoda; Malacostraca; Decapoda; Varunidae
Gene: xmas
Product: germinal-center associated nuclear protein-like
Exons: 3
Coding region: 330-5390 (1686 amino acids)
Biological process (GO): mRNA export from nucleus
Cellular component (GO): nucleus; transcription export complex 2; cytoplasm
Molecular function (GO): nucleic acid binding
Source: RefSeq, a predicted model, not a curated record